AGUUGGAUAGCCGUGUUAGGCAGAGGAGUCUUUAACCCUAUGUAAACAUGCAAGUCAAAUAGGAUUUUUUUUCCUGUGCCAAAUGUAUGUAUCUUGUAGUUGUACAGACGGAAACAGCGAAGUUGAGUAGCCGCAAGUAGUGUUAAUUACUGACACUUGGCGAUGUCAUUUCAAGAUCGUAUUGUCGUGGAUUCCUUGUAUUGUUGAUCUGCUUAUACACCUGUCCAAACCGCUAGUAUUUGUGGCAGGUGGUACUUUAGAAGUUCGACAAUUGACUCGAUACUUCCGGCGAAAGCUAUUUGGAACUUUCCCACUUGUGCUUUGGACCACACGAUACGUACGAGGAUGGCGAUUUGGAUUAUAUUGUGGUUCUUUAUGCUUUUUGUAGCGGUUCCUUCAGUACGUGCUCAAUCUUGUAUGACCGAUACGUGCAUGAACGGUGGAACAUGCAUGGACGGAAUGGGAGGUGUUGUGUGCACGUGCGCUAUGGGAUGGACCGGGCAGAAUUGCGAAGAUGCAAUGCCAGAUGCAUGUUCAAACACCCCGUGCCAAAAUAACGGUAGCUGUAUGCCAGUGAUGGGUAUGAUGAUGUACGAAUGUAUGUGUGCGGCUGGCUUCUCAGGAAGGGAUUGCGAGAUGGAUGCAUGCGGCAACCCGAACCGAUGUCACAAUGGUGGAACGUGCAUGCGAGAGGAUUCAGGGAACAUGUACGAGUGUAUCUGCCCGCCGGGCUUCGAUCCGGGCACCGACUGUUCAGAUAAUGUUUGUAACCCAAACCCCUGCCACAAUGGCGGCACAUGUAUCCCAGAUACCAUCGGAAAUUUCUAUAACUGCUCCUGCUCCGCCGGUUUUAGUGGAGGGGUUUGCCAAAAUUCAGACAGCCCUUGCAUGCCUAACCCCUGCCAAAAUGGCGGACAGUGCACGCCGCAAGGCAACUCGUAUGACUGUAUGUGCCAAAAUGGCGCCACCGGUAAUAACUGUCAAAAUUCAGCCAAUGACCCUUGCAUGUCCAACCCCUGCCAGAAUGGCGGACAGUGCACGCCGCAAGGCAACUCGUAUGACUGUACGUGCCAAAAUGGCGCCACCGGUAAUAACUGUCAAAAUUCAGCCGAUGACCCUUGCAUGCCCAACCCCUGUCAGAAUGGCGGACAGUGCACGAGGCAAGGCAACUCGUAUGACUGUACGUGCCAAAAUGGCGCAACGGGCAACAACUGUCAAAACGCAGCUAAUUCAAGCACCACGACAAUCAUUAUUGUCGUGGUCGUUGUCGUCGUCGUCCUGAUUGUCGUGCUGGUCAUUGUCGUGGUUUGCAUCGUCAAAAGGUCACGGCGCAAGCGCAGAGGUGGCCGGCCGUCUGCUGUCGAAGGAGGACAUGGACAGGAGCUCACGAAAAAGAAAAAGUCGAAUGUUUAUGGGAUUGACAAUCGUCAAGCAUCGACCUCGGAGUCUAAUGUGCCCUCCAAGGAGUUCCCGCGAGACAAACUGCACAUGUUUGGUCAGAUAGGCAGCGGUUCGUUUGCUGUGGUCUACAAGGCCAAGGCAGAGGGAAUCGUCCGUAGGGGAACCAAUACGACGGUGGCUGUCAAGAUGUUGAAAGAAUCUGCUACACCCAACGAUCAGAGUGAUUUCAAGAAAGAAUUGCAACUGUAUUCCAUGCUGGACCAGCACCCCAAUGUCCUGUCUAUGCUCGGAUGCUGCACUGAUAAAGACCCGAUGUACAUAAUCCUGGAGUACGUUCCCCAUGGUAACCUGCAGACCUACCUACGACACAUUCGGACGGGCAUGGAACCCAUCUACUUGAACAAGGCGGGGUUCAAGGAGAAGAAGGACCUGACACCGACUGAGAUCCUGACUUUCGCAUCUCAGGUGGUCAGGGGGAUGGAGUACCUAGCAUCGAAACAGUGUAUCCACAGGGACUUGGCGACCCGUAACAUCCUCCUUGGCGAGGGAUUGAUAUGCAAGGUGUCCGACUUUGGACUGGCUCGAGACGUGGCCGAGAAAAGCCAGUACGAAAUGCAAUCACAGGGCAGGGUACCAGUUCGUUGGAUGGCUCCUGAGUCACUGCUUAGUAAUAUGUACACGAGCAAGAGUGACGUAUGGUCUUUUGGUGUUCUUCUGUGGGAACUUGUUACAUUAGGAUCGCAUCCAUAUCCUGGCAUGUCAUCGCAGAAAGUCAUCAAUGAACUCAAGAAGGGCUACCGACUACCCAAGCCAGAGCAUUGCAGUGACGACAUAUACAAGGUAAUGGUGGACUGCUGGCAGGAGAAACCUGAAGACAGGCCGGAUUUCGCUGGUCUUCACACCACCAUAGACGACAUCCUUGCAGAUGCAGCGGGCUAUCUCGAGAUGGGCAAUCUUAACCAAGAUGAGUACGUGUACUUGGAACCUGGCCAAAGUUCGAGUAGCAACGAGUCCGCGUAAGACAUGAGAUCGCGCACAUUCACAAGUUUCACAGUGGUGUGAGACUUGUACAAUAUCGCUGGUUCAGUGUGAAAUGCCCUAGGGCAAGUUCGAGUGAGAACUGCAGUUAACCAUACUUCGACUGUCUUUCCUAGAUGAAGCCAAGGCCAAUAGUUGCACUUAUAGAGCCGACUUUUGGCAAGCGGACCCCACAGCAGGUUCUCGCGCUAGUUUUGAUCUCCUCGCUAUGUUUUAUAUUGACACCUGUAAAGUUGCAGGACCAAAUAAAUAACAGGGUGUAUUAGGUUUGCUUAAGCUUCUAAAAUACUUUUUGUACAUUUAGUUUCGUAACACUUUUUGUUUAAAAGGAACUCAUUAAAUAGAUUUGCUCAGCGGAGCAUGAUUAAUUACGAUUGAUUGAUUUCCUAAUUUUGUUUUAUUGUUAACUCAUUUAAUUUGCGGUAUUAUCAGGUCUUAAUCAUCAAACUUUUUAUCAACUAUUCCGACAUUGUUUUUAAUUCUGCUUGGUCUCUUUUCAUGUAAAUUGAGUGGCUGCAUUGUACAGUAUGUCACAUGUAAUGAAAUUAUUUGUAAAGUAUGUAUGUUUUGCAUUCGAAUUAUGAUUAUUCUUAAAAUACCGAAGCAUUUUAUAUUCUUGUACAUGUACAAAUUAACAAAUCAUUGUAAGUUUCAGUAACUUGAACAUAUUUUUUUAAUUGUUUUUAAAGUAGUUUGAUGUCCUACAACUUUAUAACCAACAUUCUCAUUUUCUUGUACAUGUAGUAUGUCGAUAAGAUGCACUUAUAUUCUUAAACUUCUCUUUGUAUUAUGAACACUGGACCUCUUUUGACGAUAGAAGGAGGUCUUUUCCUAAAAAAUUUCUUAACAUUCAUAAAGCCGUGCUGGGGAAGCGGUUACGGUUUGUGGCAUGGUCAGAGGUUCAGGGGUUUUAAUCCAAUUGCUGGCCAUACAUUGUGUCCUUGGGCACGCCACUUCACCCCCACUUGCCUCUCUCUCCCCAGGAGUAUACAUUUGUGGGGGCACGUGCCCCCUAGGCUCCCCCUUGGCUACACCACUGGUUACUCAAUCUCUUAAUAGUAAUAAGGUAUUGUUUAUGUUCGAUUUUCGAAGUGAUAUAAUUAUACACGGUACUCCUUCCAGCUUUAGCUGAAAUGCCUGGACACGGUCCCGAUGUUAUUGACGAAAUCGCACCGAAAAGGCUUAAUAUUUAUGUCAUGUGAGAACCAGGCAAUAGAACAUUAUCAUGUUGCAGCCAUUUGAUUUUUUCCCAUUUGGAUCAAUGUAACCAAAGCGAGGCUGGAAGGAAAAAUAGUCUGGUUCCUUUUUGCACAAAAAACACAUUAUCUUUCAGUACUGUUGUUGGAUACAGGGAACAUGCCUGAAAUAGUGGCAGCAUGAUAAUGGUCUUAUAGCAAUUAGUCACAUGAUGUUUUGUGGGGGAAAAUGUGUUCGCUUGUAGCUCCAUAAAAAUAAACUCUUUGAAGAGUUAUUUUAAAUCAAAGAUAUCGCGGUGCCUUUAUUUGUUUUGGAUUCAGGACGAUCCCAAUACAAUACACAGCC
This is a messenger RNA of Patiria miniata (bat star), 3981 nucleotides long. RefSeq names its product tyrosine kinase receptor Cad96Ca-like. Gene Ontology annotation, molecular function: transmembrane receptor protein tyrosine kinase activity; calcium ion binding; ATP binding. The transcript is spliced from 17 exons. Gene Ontology annotation, biological process: protein phosphorylation; positive regulation of kinase activity; multicellular organism development. Lineage: Eukaryota; Metazoa; Echinodermata; Asteroidea; Valvatida; Asterinidae. The record is from RefSeq and is a predicted model, not a curated record. Gene Ontology annotation, cellular component: signaling receptor complex. Bases 346 to 2421 code for a protein of 691 amino acids.